Trichomonas vaginalis G3 is the source of this 309-nucleotide messenger RNA. RefSeq lists its product as uncharacterized. The annotation marks the transcript as partial. The record is from RefSeq and is a predicted model, not a curated record. Lineage: Eukaryota; Parabasalia; Trichomonadida; Trichomonadidae. The transcript has a single exon.
AACCAUAAAACAUUAAGCAGAGCAGUCUUAAAAUUUGUCAAUGACAGACUUGUUGACAGAGAUGACGCCUCUUGGAGAGAUGAAGUCCAACAAAACUUCUUAGAAUGCAAAGAAGACACAUGCGCUGUUCUUGAAGAUGAAAUAGAAAACAGAAUAGAUGAGCUAUUAAAGGACAAAGAACUUUUACAUAAAUAUAGUUGCGCCAAAUUUGACAUAACUCCACCAGAAAAGAAGAAGAGAGAAAAGAAAGUAGAAGAAGAGAAGAAAGAACCUGAACCAGUUCCAGAGAAAAAGAAAUUUGACAUGUAA